UCUGCUGCCUGUUUUACUGUACAGCAGAGCUGCAAUUAUUGAUUAGUUGUCAAAUAUCAGAUUAAUCUGCAACAAUCCUUUUAUCAGCAUCCCUGUGGUGUGCAGACUGGCUUAGUGUCACACAUCGGAGUCUUGCUGGGACGCUUCAAAAGGAGCCAUCAUUAAUUGUAGUAGCAACACCUGUGCCUUUUCCUUCCACCAGUCUGUGAAGAAGACACAGAGGGGCCCAGUGGAUAGAUCUUGCCCUGGGGGCCUCUGAACAGGUUAAUCCUGCCCUGCCCCCAUGGUUGUUCACAGUAGGGGGGGAGUCUUUGUUCAGGACGAUGUAGAUCCACAACCAACACAAAAGACAACACACACACAAAAGUUGGGCAUUCAACCAGUGACAUCCCACAAAUAUAAACAACAACUUUGCCUGUCAGUUAACGCAUGCGACACGUCUGUCAAUCAAAUAACCGCAGCCGACGAGCUGACUGUACCUGCCUGCCCUCACCCCCCCCGGGCUCCUGCCCUCCGCUCAGCCAUCCGCCGUUGCCAAGGUUUCCGUGUACGCGCUGCCUGGUGGAGAGAGGGAGAGAGAGCGGAGCCGCGCGACUGUCAUACAGUAUUGCCAGACAUGGCGGCGGACCUACAACCCGACUGGAUUUCUUGUCUCCCUUCUUCCUGGAGUUAUGGGGUUACUCGGGACGGACGCGUCUUCUUUAUCAACGAAGAAGCCAAGAGUACAACCUGGCUGCAUCCAAUAAGUGGCGAGGCGGUAAUAACCGGACACAGGAAAACUCCAGACCUACCCACUGGAUGGGAAGAAGGAUAUACUUUCGAGGGUGCACGGUGCUUUAUCAACCACAAUGAGCGGAAGGUGACCUGCAAGCAUCCUGUCUCAAGCUUACCCUCCCAAGACAACUGCAUCUUUGUCGUCAACGAACAAUCUGCCCCCAAAGUGCCAACGAAUGAUAAAAAGGACCGGCCGCUAAGCACCAUGAGUGAGGCCUCAAACUACACAGGCAGCUCGGACUAUGCUGCAAACCCCAGCAGCAGCCCAGCAGGAAGACCCUCAAGACCUUCCAAAAAAAUUCAUAACUUUGGAAAGAGAUCCAACUCCAUUAGGAGGAAUCCCAGUGCCCCGGUAAUCAAGAGAAACUGGCUUUAUAAACAGGACAGUACAGGGAUGAAGUUGUGGAAGAAGAGGUGGUUUGUGCUGUCUGACCUGUGCCUCUUCUACUACAGAGAUGAAAAAGAGGAGGGGAUUCUUGGCAGCAUCCUCCUACCGAGCUUUCAUAUAUCCAUGCUGUCUGUGGAUGAUCACAUUAACAGAAAAUAUGCCUUCAAGGCGACACAUCCCAACAUGCGGACAUACUAUUUUUGCACUGACACAGCCAAAGAGAUGGAGUCGUGGAUGAAAGUAAUGACAGAAGCUGCACUGGUGCAGGCAGAGCCGGUCAAAAGGUUGGACAGGCUAAAAGUGGAACAGUGUGGACCGCAAGAGAUCAAUCAUGUGGCUAACCACAGGCCGCCCCUCACACAGCCGGAAAUCCAGAACAAUGAACGCAACCGUGAGGUGGACCGUGAGGUGGACCGUGAGCGUGCUGCAGCAGUCCCCUCCGCUAAAGCAGAAGAUGAAAGGAAGCAGCGAGAUGCUGAGCGCUAUGGCUUCCAGAAGGAUGGGACGGAGCGCGAACGCCCGCUCACCAAGAUCAACAGUAUUAAACUGCAGCCAGCUCAGGCAGCGGCUGUCAAGGCUAACAUCGCCUCGCCGCAGACUCCGACAGAAAUGGACGGUGCGCACCGCGGCCCCCAGGUCAAUGGAUCUGGUGAACAGAGUCCAGCUGAUGGUACUGGAGCCCCUCCUCGGCGAAGUCCCACCCAGGAGCCAGACCGCGGCCUGAGCAGGACCAGCUCUAUGCAGCAACUGGAGCAGUGGGUCCGCUCUCAAAGAGGGCGCAGCCAGGAUGAUGACACCAGGAGUGUUACGUCCUACCAGACGCUGCCUAGAAACAUGCCAAGCCAUCGGGUUCCUUAUAUGCCUCAUUAUGGCGAUGGCUACUGCAGUAUGCCCAGGAAUAGCAUGGCACAGCGGGACAGCAUCUGCAGCAUAUCGCCGUCGUUGUACGACCAGGCCCUGGGUCCCUCGCCGUCUGACAAGCGCCGCUCCAUGCGCGACGACACCAUGUGGCAGUUAUUUGAGUGGCAGCAAAGACAGGCCUACACCAGGCAGUCAGGACUCUACAGCAACAUGGCCAGUCCCAAAACCAUGAUCAACCUGUCAGAGCAUGCUGCACCGAGCCACUCCAUCCCCCCCUCGCCCUCCCAUGGCUCCCUGUCCAUGUACGGUGGCUACUCUCCGAUGCGGUCCUACAACAUGCACAGUGCCCGUUCAGAGGUGUCCUCGCCUGUCUAUAGAAGAGACCUGAGCAUUGACAGACGCCUCAGGCCACAAAUCAACAAGUAUGCCUACCCACCUGAUAGGAGGUCGAUGCCAGCAGGGAUCCCGGUCCAGACUAUCAAUGCCCAGUCUCUCCAAGGCAAAACACCUGAGGAACUGACUCUGCUGCUGAUAAAGCUGCGGCGGCAGCAGGCAGAGCUAAACAGUAUCCGGGAUCACACUGUAGCACAGCUUAUGCAACUUAACAUGGAUGGCGACAACCCAAAGAACGACAUUCUCUCGCAUCACCUCCAAAGGAACCUCAUGUAUUUGGACAAUCAGAUGAAGGAAAAUGACCCUUUAAUCGUCAUGACUCACACUUUGAUUGAGAACUCUGCCCCAAGGCCUCAACUUUACCAGCAAUUGAGUCCGGAAGACUACAGGGAACGCGUCUAUACAUGUAUGCCAGAAGAGGUGGACAUUGAUACUAAACUUAGCAGGUUGUGCGAGCAGGAUAAAUUGGUGAGGACACAAGAGGAGAAACUUCAGCAGCUUUACAGAGAGAAGCACACCCUGGAGACAGCACUGCUGUCAGCCAGCCAGGAGAUAGAGAUGGGCUCUGAUAACCCCGCUGCCCUGCAGAGUGUCAUGCAGCAGAGGGACUUACUGCAGAGCGGCCUGCUCAGCACCUGCAGAGAGCUCUCCAGAGUCACAGCAGAGCUGGAGCGGUCGUGGAGGGAGUAUGACAAGCUGGAAGCAGAUGUGACUAUGGCUAAAAACAACCUGCUGGAGCAACUUGAAGCACUUGGAAGCCCUCAGACGGAGCCCCCCAGCCAGCAGCACGUCCACAUCCAGAAAGAACUUUGGAGUAUUCAGGAUGUGAUGGAGGCCCUCAAUAAACAUAAAGCUCAGAGAAAUGCCGUUGAUGGCCCGUAUGGGCCCAUGACCAACUUCAGCAAGCACAGAAAUGAGGAGGAGGACUCGGUACCCCCACGGCCACCCCUACCCGAGUCCUAUGAGCCUGACCCCCCCACUGUGCCCCCUCUGCCCUCUCGUGCCGGUAUUCGCCCUUCAUCCCUCCACAGGCCGGAGGACAGGAAGGCCAAUCAGAGGAACGGCACGCACAGCCAGGGCCCAGACUACAGGCUGUAUAAAAGUGAACCAGAGCUCACAACAGUGACCGAAGUGGAUGAGAGCAAUGGAGAGGACAGAUCUGAACACCCGUCUGAACAUUCUGGGAACAAAGGGAUGUCCUACCCAGUGGGAAUUGUCCCACCCAGGACCAAAUCUCCAGUGCCUGAGUCUUCCUCCAUAGCUUCAUAUGUUACCUUAAGAAAGAGCAAGAAGCCUGACCCCAGGACGCAGGAGCGUCCAAAAAGUGCAGUUGAGCAGCAGCUGUGUGCUGCAGAGAGCGGCCGGCCCAGGAUGAGCGUGGAGGAGCAGCUGGAGAGGAUCCGCCGCCACCAGCAGGGUGCCCUCAGGGAGAAAAAGAAAGGCCUCAGUAUCCGGGGCGGCAGCCAGGAGAACACGCCCUCUCGCAGUCACUCAUUUAAUAAAGAAAACCAUUUCCGCAGUGUACAGUCUCAAUUGAGGCGAAGAGAUGAUGUGAUCAGCAGUGACAUUCAGCAACUGGAGGCUUCGCUCAGGCAGCAGGAGGUUGUGAGGGAGCAGGAGACGCCUGCCGAAGAGAUUGCCCGUCUCAAAGAAGCCUCGCAGGCUGACCACAUAAACAUGGACCGAGAGCUGUCUGUGCCUGACAAAGUGCUGAUUCCUGAGCGUUAUGUGGAGUCAGACCCCGAAGAAGCUCUGAGUCCUGAGCAGGAGGCUGAUAAGCAGAGGAAAGUUGAUCGCAUCAAAGCCCUUAUAGCCAAAAACAGCAUGCAGAAUGUGCUGCCUAGUUUGGCUCUAAGCCCGGAGGAGGACGCUGAAGAGGUGGUUACCGUACAAGAGAAAGAGAAGAUGAUUAAUAUCUCCUACGAGCUGGCAGCAGAAGCCUCCAAACGCAGCAAGCUGGUAGCAGUGAAAAGCCUGUCGCCCUCUUCCCCACCCCUUCCACAGUCUCCUAACACACCCCCUCAACUCACUGAUGGGUCUCACUUCAUGUGUGUGUAGUAGCACCACACAGGCUCUGGCUUCAGUGAAAACCUACACAUGAAGGAAACAGCAGUGGAGGUGUAAAGGCGCCUCAGAAGACUUCCCCAAGGACAUCAGCACAAGGCCACGGCCUACAGAGAGAGAAACUGCCCACUUUGUUCUCUAGGGUCUUGACCUCUGACUUCUGUAUGCUCACUGUGACGUCUUAAGCUUCUAUGCCACCAACAACACUUUUUCCGUGUGACUUUUCUCUGUUAUCGCUCCUCUGUUGGGGUGCCACAACCUCCUCAGUCGGUACUGUUACCAUUUCAGCUCCAUUUUCAGUUUUUACAAGGCUUUUAAGGUUAUUUUUUAAUUAUUUAUAUGGUUUCAUUAUGUUCUUGUUUGAAUAUGGGUCAACGUCUCUCUGUAUAUGAUUAUAUGAGGCUCAUAGACUGAGCUCUGUUGUAAGUAGGAGGGCCUGUGGUAAAAAUCUUUUGGUCCGUGCUAUAUUUUCCAUUCAUGUUUCACCACCUGUCCAAAAGGUUGCAAGAACACAUUAUUUUACUUCAGUUACGUCUUUUUAAAAGUCACUCAGUCCUUUUUUUUCAGGCAUCGGUCAUCAACUAACCAUUCAUAUUUAUCAUAUAUUGUAAAAAAAUAAAUAAAUAAAAAAACAUGCAAAGAUUAGUGUAUUAAACAUGUAGAUCUCUCCAUUAUAAUGAAAGGAGGGGACACUUUAUUGCUGCAGACAAAGAUUCUUUGUAAUCUCUCCUGUUUUCUGGGUUGUAAUUAUGAAUUAAUGGGAUCCUCUGCAGUCCCUGUCGCAUUGUUGCCGACAUAUAUGUGAAUGUUCUGGCUUUAGUCAUUCUAUACUGUCUUUUUUUAUUGCCGAGAGAUAUAUUUAAACUGAGAGAAGGAAACAAAAGAGUUUGGCUCUAUUUUAUGACAUGUUGGUUUGAAGUCAUGUAACUAAAUAAUAAUAAUAAAAAAAAGAUUAGCACAUGUAAAAAGCAAUAAAAAUAAAAAUGUUUGUGGAUCCAGGAUUAUUUUUUGUGUGUGUAUAAAGUGUAAUUAUCAGAGGUUUACUGUGUAUAUAAUGUACAUGGUAGAGCAGGAUGGGAUGAUGUAUCCAAUUUAUGGUUACAGACUAGAUUUGAUUUGCAAAUGUUCAUAUUCCAUCUGUUUUAUAUCAUGUUAAAUAAAUGUUGCUGUUCUUAACAACUGGA
Molecule: messenger RNA, 5664 nt
Organism: Acanthopagrus latus (yellowfin seabream)
Lineage: Eukaryota; Metazoa; Chordata; Actinopteri; Spariformes; Sparidae
Product: pleckstrin homology domain-containing family A member 5-like
Exons: 29
Coding region: 284-4474 (1396 amino acids)
Cellular component (GO): cytosol
Molecular function (GO): phosphatidylinositol-5-phosphate binding; phosphatidylinositol-3,5-bisphosphate binding; protein binding
Source: RefSeq, a predicted model, not a curated record